GGGUCGACAGAGACACAGUGGCGUCAGGCAGAGCUCCCACAGCUCCAGGGCUGGGCAGAGAAGGGAUUGCUGACACAGCCAAAGAUGAUCAUCAGUAACAUGGAGGCUCCAGUGACAAAUGGCCCCAGCGGAGGAGGUACCACAUCCAACGGACCGACCAACAACAGCCGCGGCUGCCCCUCGCCCAUGCAGACUGGCCAAUCAAAUGACGACAGCAAGACCAACCUCAUUGUCAACUACCUGCCCCAGAACAUGACCCAAGAGGAGUUCCGCAGCCUGUUUGGUAGCAUUGGCGAGAUUGAGUCUUGCAAGCUGGUUCGCGACAAGAUCACAGGUACAGAAUGGAGAUGGUUGGCAUCUCCCACCCAUCCGCACAGCCGCAGAUUCCAAGCAGACAGUUGCCUGGAGGCCCUCAGCCUUGCCAAAGAUGGAGUGAAGAAGGAGUGGGGUCGUGCAGAUUUGCCA
This is a messenger RNA of Etheostoma spectabile (orangethroat darter), 465 nucleotides long. RefSeq names its product ELAV-like protein 4. The record is from RefSeq and is a predicted model, not a curated record. NCBI's taxonomy places the organism in Eukaryota, Metazoa, Chordata, Actinopteri, Perciformes, Percidae. Gene Ontology annotation, cellular component: ribonucleoprotein complex. Gene Ontology annotation, molecular function: RNA binding. The annotation marks the transcript as partial. The transcript has 4 exons.